UCCACAGAGCGCCUCAAAAUGGCGGCAGCUUCUUCCAUCCAGCCGCCGGAUCCGCUCGCCCUCACCCAGCGCAGCUCGCCGUGCCCCCGCUCCGAGAGCCCCGAGAGCCGCCAGGAGGAAGACGCGGCGGCCGAGGGCACCAUCCUGCGGGACCUGCCCGACCUGGAGCCGGAGGAGAUCGAGAAGAGGCUGGAGAAAACUCGCCGGGAGCUGAGCAACAGGAGGAAGAUCCUCAUCAAGAACCUGCCACAGGACGCGACCAGCCAGGAGGUCCAUGAAAUUCUGCGGGAGUAUGAGCUCAAGUACUGCUUUGUGGACCGGAACAAAGGAACAGCCUUUGUAACACUCCUAAACGGUGACCAGGCGCAAGAUGCCAUCCGUUCACUGCACCAAACGUCAGUCCGUGGCCGUGACAUCACCGUCCAGCUGCAGCCCACUGAUUCGCUGCUGUGUGUCACCAACCUGCCUCACACCUUCACUGCCACUCAGUUCCAGGAGCUGGUGCGGUCCUACGGGAACAUCGAGCGCUGCUUUCUGGUCUACAGUGAGCUGACGGGCCACUCCAAAGGCUAUGGCUUUGUGGAGUACAUGAAGAAGGACUCGGCCUCUAGGGCUCGCUCAGAACUGCUGGGCAAAGUGCAGGGCGACCGCACGCUCAUGGUGCAGUGGACCGACGUCAACCAGCUGACCACUGCCGAACACCUCCACUCCAAGUGCCUGUGUGUGGACCGGCUGCCUGCUGAUUUUGACGACUCAGAAGAGCUGGCACACAUCUUCUCUGUACGCUACAAGCCUGUCUUCUGCCAGCUGGCGCAGGAUGAGGGCAGUCCGGUGCGGGGUUUUGCGGUGGUGGAGUACGAAACAGCAGAGCAGGCAGAGGCCAUGCUGCUGGAGAUGGACCGACACAUCAUCCAGGGCCAUGAGAUCCGCCUCUCUCUGUGCAGCCCAGGAACAGCCGGCCGGAGCACACUUGCUGCACUCAUUGCUGCUCAAGGAGUGAUGCUGAGCAAUAAAAAGGGUUUACUGCCUGAGCCGAAUCUGGCUCAGCUCCUCAACAGCAUGACCAAUCCAGCUGCCCUUCAGGUGCUUAUGAGACCAUACCACGCUGGCAAACGAGGAGGGAAGUUUCGUCCUCACGCUGUUCCCUUUCUCCGGCCGCCACUGACAGCAGCGCUGCUUCAACUCGGAAAAGCACAGCAGAAUGCCAUGCUGGGGAACGGACUGGUUCUGCAGAACCUUCUCCACAUGCAGAUGGCCCAACAGCAACUUCUACACAUUAAGGACAAGCACAUCACUAAUAUUCCCAGUCUUUUAGGUGACCCCUCCCGGUUACUUCUCCAUAAAGUUCUGGGUCUGCGUGCUCCGGCUCCGGUGCCUUUGGCGAAGGGGCUGCUGGGAGAUUCCCCCACUGAGUUGGGUCAGGAGUCCACUCCUGUUACAUCCCAGGCCGGAGGCUCCAUAGCAGGGGUGAUGAGUUACACCCCAGGCCGCUCUCACACCAGCUCGGGCACUGAGCAGAACGGCGUCCCGGCCACCUCCACUGCCCCAGACAAGCAGCCUGCACCUCCAGGAACCACAGGGGCCUCUGCUAAUGCUCAAGCUCAGCUACACAGCUUCCUUCCUGGGUUAACCAGAGCAGGCCUGGGGCCCUUAUUGGGGAACACAGCUCACAAAGCUCCGCUCAACCCUCACAGUACUACACCAGAGACUAGUGCUCCAGUUACAACUCAACCCAGCUGUCAGACGUCGCUGCUGGGAGAACCACCCAAAGAGGUGAAACUUCCCUCCAAUCCCUACCUAAACCUGGCCAGUGUACUGCCUGGAGUGGUACUGCAAGCCCCCAGCAGCAGCAGCAGUGGUAAAGGUCAGGCAGUUCAGGCAGUCAGUGGAACCUACAGCUCAGUCCUGCCUCCAGCUUCACUCUCGAGCACUCAGUACAGCACUGAGAGCAACACAUCAGAGUACACACACCAGUACACUCAGCAAUACUCACAGGAGGCCAUGCAACAGUGGUACCAACAAUACCAGACACAGAGCUACAACAACAGUGGCCAAGAGACUGCUACAGCCAGCGAAUACAGCAAGGAACAACCUCAGGCUGUAGUAACGUCCUCAUAUGGAGACUACACUACCUAUAUGCAGGCUGUCAGUCAGUACUAUUCUCAGACUCAGAUGAAUCAGGCUGCUGCACAAGCCUACCAGCAGAGAGACCUCAGCAAGGAGCUGGAGGUAGUAAAGCCCCCCCUGGCUGCCCCUCUGUCUCUGAAUGGCACUGCCCAAACCAUGCUGCCCGCCUACAGUGCCCUGCCAAUCAUGCCUGGCUUCAUCACCCCCACACAUGCUCACACACACACGCCCAGCCCUGUCACGCACAGCGCACACACAGCGACAGACUGGAACCAGUAUUACUAUAGUCAGGCGCGAGGACAGAAGCGAGAAUACCCUGCACUGCCCGUACAGGAGGUGACAUCGGAGGGGCCGUACAUUGGCCAGCAUUCUCAGGGCCUUGGUGGCCAGUAUGCCGACUACUUCAAAAAGAAAAGAAUUUAGAGAAUAUACACACAGUCGCACUCUCACACUCAUGGAAGCACACAAUUUUCUUGACUACAUUGUCGUUGUCAUGUCCAAGCCUUAAGUCUAAACUCUGCCCUCGAUAGCUGAGACUGAUUAUGUUUAGUGUGUGAAGGUUUGUGUUCUCUCUGCAAGGUCUGAAUGUGCUCAGGCCUCUUUAUUCCUGGCUUUAAAGCCCGGCUGUUUCUCUGAAUGUGGCACACUUUGUGCUGUGUAAUGGAAGGCACUGUGCUUUUGACAUUCUUCUCUCCUGCCAUUACUUCUGAUUGCCUCUGUGUCCUUCUCGCUCUCUCUCUCCCAGGCAGGGUACUUUUCCACUCCAGGGGAAUAUGUGUGUGUGUGUGUGUGUGUGUGUAUGUGUUUUCUUUGUAAGUGGUCAAGGGCUGUAAAAAAAAAAAACAGAACUAUACUCAGAGAAUUAUAAUCAUUUUUAAAUAGAUUUUGCUUUAAAGAGUUGGACC
Messenger RNA from Colossoma macropomum (tambaqui), 3032 nucleotides. It is a transcript of the gene raver2, whose product is annotated as ribonucleoprotein, PTB-binding 2. The record is from RefSeq and is a predicted model, not a curated record. The coding region runs from base 19 to 2550 and encodes 843 amino acids. Gene Ontology annotation, molecular function: mRNA binding. NCBI's taxonomy places the organism in Eukaryota, Metazoa, Chordata, Actinopteri, Characiformes, Serrasalmidae. Gene Ontology annotation, cellular component: cytosol. The transcript is spliced from 15 exons.